Molecule: messenger RNA, 2724 nt
Organism: Purpureocillium lilacinum
Lineage: Eukaryota; Fungi; Ascomycota; Sordariomycetes; Hypocreales; Ophiocordycipitaceae
Source: RefSeq, a predicted model, not a curated record
AUGCAUCCAACGUUCGUCUGCUUCAUCUUCGCCGUCUUCUGCGUAUCGGUCCUCUCCACAAAGGCUCUGCGCCUGAGCCAGAACGCACACUCGUUCAACAUCGUCCUCUUCGUCAUCUACCUGCCCGUCCUCUUUCUCCCGGAUCUUCUGCUCAUCUGCGCUGAGUGGUUGCUGCUGCGCCGCAAGAAUGGCAUCCUGCUCUCGGUUCUGGGCGUCACCACCGCUUGCUUGAUCAGCGCCACGACGCUGUUCGCUGCCACUUCGCAGCUCAGCUUCUGGUGGCAGACGGGCGGCGACAUCGAAUGGGCCGACGCUGCCGCCUUUGCCCUGCAUGAUGAGGGCCGAAAGGUCCUCAUGAGCGGCUCCGGCACUGCCAUGGCCAUUGGCAGUGCCAUUGUCGUCGUCGCCUGGAUCACAAAGGGCGUUCUGUCCCGCUUCAUCAGCGCCUUUGUUGCUAGCGUAGAGGCACGGAUAUUCGCACUACUACGUUGGGCUGCCGUAAAAGUGGGUUUGACAAAGCCCGUCAAGGGCGGCGUCGACCAGAACUCUUUGCUCCCGAUGCAAGAGAUCUAUAGCAACGAUUCCGACUCCGACCUCGACGACGAUGCGUCCAGCGACCGCACCCUUCCCGUCGGCGAUGGUCGUCCUCCGUCCGAGCGCCGGCCGACGCGGCGACGAAUUGUUACCCUCGUCCUGGCCGGCACCGCCAUGCUUGUCUUCUCGGCCUCGGCCUUGAUCCUUGACACGGAUGGACCCUACGGCCGCGUGCUGACCACCCUCCCGCUCCCUCUGCUCGACAUCUUUAGAGGCAAGACCAUCAGCUGCGACGGCAGCACCUGGCCGCUCCCCGACCUCGUCGACAAGGCACUAUGGGAGACGCCCAAGGGUAACUUCAAGGGCUGGGCGCCCGCUGGCGUAGACAACCGCUUCAUCCGCCAGUAUCGUGAGCGUGAACCUGACUGGGUACCCGCCACGCUGCCCUCCGGAUUCGAACGCUGGGACCCUGAGGAGAGGGAGAGGGCCAGGGAAGAAGCCCAUUCCGACCCGUCAACGACGGCGACGGGGCUGCCGGCCAGCACUCCCACGCCCGCCCGCGACCGAUGUCCCGACCCCGCCAUCGAAGAUCCUUUCUACAACCCCGUCAACGACCCCAUGAAGAUUAGCAACCUCGACAUGGACCUCUUGCAGCCUCUUCAAAAGGCUCUGGAGGGCGUCAAAAUCAGACACAUUGCCCUUAUCCAAAUGGAGAGCAUGCGCGAGGAGCUGUUCCCUUUGCAAUAUGGAUCUGACUUUCACAAGCUGCUCAUGAAGUCUCACGAGGAGAGCGAGCUGGACGAAGCUAAUGCUAGAUUUGCCAACUUGACCGUCAACACAGAAAGACUUACGGGGAAGUCGGGUAAUUUUCAAAACGUCGCGGGCGACCCCCUUGCAGGCAUAUCACAGGAGUGGCAUGACAUGACCAAGCCUGGCUACGGCGGAAUCAACAUUGUCGGCGCUCAUACGACCAGCAGCGUCUCGACCAAGAGCACGGCCGCGAUCCACUGCGGCCUCUGGCCCAUGCCCGUCGACAUGUUUGAGGAGUCGCAACUGCCCAACUACCAGCCGUGUCUGCCUCAGCUCCUCGAGCUCUUCAACCGAAUGAAGGGCAACUCGUCGAGCAAAGACUUUCGCGAGCAUCAGUGGUACCCGGCCUUCUUCCAGUCCGUCACCGAUGGCUAUGACAGACAAGACCAGUUUGACGACCGCAUCGGUUUCAAGUACAUUGUGACCAAGAAGCGCCUCAAGUCGGACUCGUACCGCAACCCCGAUCUCGAAGAGAUCAACUACUUUGGAUAUCCCGAGACAGCGCUCAAGAGCUACAUGCGCAACUAUAUCACGAAUGCGACGGCUCACAACCAGCGCAUGUUUCUGUCCCACUUUACGAGCACGACGCACCACCCCUGGGCAACGCCGAAAGACUUUGAGACGCUCGAGUACAUGGGCUCGGCUCACGGCGGGCUGGCAGACGCGCACAAGGACAUGAACAAGUACCUCAAUACGAUCCGCUGGACCGACGCCUGGCUGGGCGACUUGAUGAGCUUGCUCGAGGAGACGGGUGUAGCCAACGAAACGCUGGUCGUUUUCGUGGGCGACCACGGGCAGGCUUUCAAGGAGGAUCACAAGAAAACGGGCACGUACGAGAACGGGCAUAUCAGCAACUUUCGCGUACCCAUUACAUUCCGACACCCCAAGAUCCCGCGUGUGCAGCACCGCGUCAACUCGACAUCAAUCAGCAUUCUGCCCACGAUCCUUGACCUCCUCAUCAACACACGAUCUCUCAACGACAACGACAGGGUAGCGGCGUCGGACCUAAUUCAGGAUUACGAGGGGCAGUCCCUCAUCCGGCCGUACAAGCCGACGUACCGCGGCAGGCGGGCGUGGAAUUUCGGCGUGGUCAACCCCGGUGGCAAGAUGCUCACCAUGACAUCGGCCGACGCGCCGUGGCGGGUGGUGAUGCCGCUGGACGGGAAGUCCGAGUUCAUCUUCACGGACCUGGCGCGGGACCCGCAGGAGCUGCACCGGCGGUCCAAGUGGUCCAUUAAGAGCCUCGUGUCCGACGUGAGGCGAAACCACGGCGAGGAUGCGGCGGCCUGGCUCACCGAGGCGAACCAGGUGGCACAAUGGUGGGGGGCGGAGCGAAAGCGGCUCUGGCAGUACGAUGAGUCGGCCGAGUCGGACGAGUGA